Messenger RNA from Lactuca virosa, 407 nucleotides. The record is from the annotation of a GenBank genome assembly. NCBI's taxonomy places the organism in Eukaryota, Viridiplantae, Streptophyta, Magnoliopsida, Asterales, Asteraceae.
AAAAGGGAUUUUGACUUCUCAGCAGAUGACAAAAGUCGCUGAUCACAAGAUAUAAUGCUAACAGAAUCUUUCUACCCGCCCUUUCCUUUUAUCAAUUGCUUAGAGAGACUGAUAUAGCCAAAUUUCCUUCACCACCAGCCAAAAUUGUCGGCCCAAUCUAUUUGUCGUACUAACGAUUCUCGAUCAUGCCCUCUUUCAGAUUGUUCGUAAGCAGUGACGAUCACACGAUUAACCAAAUUUUCAUAUCCCUUCCACAAUUGGGGCCACCUUUCAAUUUCAAAUGGGGCCAAGAUCUGUCUAUAAGGUGGACUUCGACUGUGGAAGUAAGAUCACUCCCGCGGCACUUUUGUUCCCAUGCAAACGAUCACGUAAUUUCACUAGUUGCUCUGUGGGACUCUGUCAGUUAG